GUAUUCUUGAACGUGUAAUGUGAGCGUUGGUUACAUACGGCAGGCAAAAUUAGGUGUAGGUCGGUAAAUGUUUUGAGUCUCCGAAAGUAAAUUUAGUUAUCGUCCAAAUGUGUAGUUGUAUUCACAGGAAAUGAGUGGCUGCGAUAUCAUCACAUUGUCUUCGGACGAAGAAAACAGUCCAUUGUUUCAGGAUAAAUCUCCAUUGAAACAGGUGACAGGGAAACUUGAAUCUUCAAACAAGUUAGAGAGGCGACAGACAACAGAUGACGAUAUACAUCAUACUAAUAAACCACGUAAGAGGAUUCAUCCUGUACAUCUAAGUGGGGAACUGAAGGUAGAAAAGGAAAGUGAAGCCAAAUUCUGUAUGCAGAACCUUAAACUUUUGCCAAAUGAGAGUGAAGAACAUGGAAAUAAAACUGUAUUUGAAAAGUUCCUGAAACUUUGUUGGCAGAAUAAUAAAAGCCCAGAAAUGGAAAAAAUUCUCCAGAAAGCACGCAUUUAUUACUUGAAGACCAAGCCUGCUUAUGUUUCAUCACAGGAAUUCCAAGACUUGGUAAUGUGUAAGAUGGAUGCGAUAAUAAAAGGACCUUCCAACAUAUAUGUGUAUAUAAAAGACGUUGUUGAUGAAAUGAAGAUUCGAAGAUUGAAGCAACAUGGACCACCUAGUAAAAUACAAAAAACUUCUAAUGAUCCAUUUGUUAGUUGUGGUAAUUUGAAUGUGAUGGGACGAGAAACUAGUAGCCAUGCUAAAGAGGAGGAUAAAGGUAUAGCAGGAAGAGAUGACUUAUCUACAUUAAUGAACUGUGUAGAAUCUAGGUACACAGACAGAAAAAUUAAGAAACUCUCCAAAGCUGUGGAGAAAUUACAUAAACGCAUUGUGAAGCUGGAGGAAAAGGAGGUUGAUUUUGAUGAAGAAAAUGAUUCUGCAUUCAUCAGACUAGAGAGGUACAAAGACAGAUUCUGUAAGGUAUACCAAAAGCUCUGCGAGUUGACAGGAGAUUCAGUUGGAUAUAAAGCAAAUCGUAGAAGAAUUGUAUUUUCAGGGACACGAUCAUCGGAGAUAAACAGGUGCAUUGAGAAGUUUGUGAACAAAACUGGCCAGUUUCCUGAUUUCCAUGAUAUCUUGUCAUUGGUGAAAACUGUUCAAACAGAUGUAAAUAUGAGACCUGAAAAUUUGCGAUGUAUAGCAGAAGAUGCAUUCCUGUUAGUUGGGAAGCAGUUGCAGAAGCAACGGCAAUAUGAGUCAUGGGAUUCGGUGUCAGUUUUCCUCAAGGAUCAAGCUGAUCCUGCUGAGAGUGAUCCUGAUCUUCAAUCCAAAUUGCAGACUAACUACAAGGAAUAUUCUUCACGUAUUCAGAAUGUAAUUGACAGCUUUGCUGAAAAGCAGGUUAUAGACAAAUUGGAGGCGGAAGAAGUAGCAGAUGAUUAUGUGAACAAAAGUGAAGAGAGCGGGUCAAAUGAUGAUGAAGAAGAAGAGGAAAAAGACUUUGUAGACAAGGUCCUGAGAGGAGAAGGAAAGUUUAGCUCGGAUGAAGAUACAAAAUCAGAGAAACAUGAAGAGAAUGGAAAAAGUGGCAAAGAUGAUUGCAAAAGUAGUCAUGUAUUACCUGACCAAGAAGUGGAUAUUUUAGAGCAGACAAGUAACCAUGUACAUUUACAGGACCACCAAGCGGCACAUACUCAAAACUACUCUAGACCACCGUCUGUUAAAGAUAUUCUCCAGAGUAGACGUCUUGGACCUGUAUCACCCCCUGUCUUAGGAGAAGAUUUAAGUAAACAUGAAUUUUAUUAUGUGGAACUACCAUCCAUCAAAGAUAAUACCACCUAUGAAGAAAAUGCAAGUUCUCCAAGUGACACAAAGUGCAGAUUGCCAUCGUCUCAUUUUAAUCAACAUGAUUCACUUGUUUCUGAGUCACUUUCUCCACCAUUAUCCCUUAUGCUUCAUUCUGAACAGUACAAAAAUUCAGUUUCCGAAUCAUUAACAAUGCCAGAUCUUAUUAAUUGUGAUGAUGUAUCUCACCAUCCAGAGCAAGAAAACACACUCAAAAUUGAUUCAUCCUUAAGUACAGCUAUUCAAGAACAUGCACAUUUGCAAUCUUCUUAUUUACAGCAAUGUAAAAAAUUAAAGCCUGAAUUAUCUUCAGCUUCUGUUGCUGAAAGUGAUGAUGACUCAUCACCUUCCCACUCAAAACAGUGUGACAUACCAAAAUCCCAGGCAUCUUUACCUACAUUCAGCAUUGAGGAUAAUGCUGAUGAGGAAGACAGGACUUCUCCUUCUUUGUUGCAUCCAGAUACGUGUGACUUUGAUUCCAUUGCAGAAAAUUCAGAUACAGUAACUAUAAUACCAAGUAACAUAAAUUUUGAUAGAAAGAAGUCAAAUGGUAAGCAUAAUUCAGACAUUUGUGUGCACACAACAGCAGAAAGGAAUGUAAUUAUUAGCAAAUUUGGGGUCACAGAAAUGAAGGUAAAGUCAGACACAAAUUCUGUGAUUGCUCAUACUGAUGGGAAAGUAGAACCACGUGUGCGAAAGUUUGUUCGGAAAGUAGGCAGUCCAUGUCACAAACAGAAACGUAAAAGUAUGAAACCAGUUGCUCCUGAUGUAAUUACCCUAGAGUGAUAUAAUGUUUUUAUAGAUCACUGGCCGAGUUUUUGGUAAUUGUUUUCAUGCCAUUUUAAUUUGUCUGAAAGAUCAUAUUUAAUCAUUAUCAUUUGCAGUGCAAAACAAAAUAAAUGAGAAUCACAGUUUUCUUCCUGUUCCUGAAAAUUUAAAAAUGCGAGUUUUAAUUAAUGCUUUAAUUUCUUUCCAUACAUUACAUAAAUUUUCUCAUUUGUCAUUCAUGAUACCCUUAAACGAUAUGGCACAAAUCUGUGAUACUGUUUUUGUUUCUCCUGAGUCAUGCUGUAGCAGAGAUGAUUAAUUGCCAGGUUUUUGCUGUUGGGGCCUGGGUUCACUUCCUGGGCAGUCCUUAUGGGAUUUGUGGUCAUCAAAGGGGCAAAAGAUUUUUCUGAGUCCUUUGGUUUUCUCCUGCCAGUAUUAUUUCACCAGUGCUCUGUAUUCAUUCGUAUCUGGUGGGGAGUGGACAUUUUGCUUAUUUGUGGCCACAGUUCCACAGAGACCUAGUCUCACCCAUCAUAAAACUUCUCUUGAGGUUAGAAGUAGAUGGUCACUCACGUGCACGUUGUGUAUCAAGUUCUUAGAAUGGAACUUUAACCCCUCGUAUGAUUUGUUGGAAUGGUGCUUAGGCCGAGCUAAUUUGUGUGUGUAUAUAUAUAUACCAGAAAAUUGUAAAUAAAUGUGUGUGUAUGAAUUCUGUA
Molecule: messenger RNA, 3315 nt
Organism: Zootermopsis nevadensis
Lineage: Eukaryota; Metazoa; Arthropoda; Insecta; Blattodea; Termopsidae
Gene: Daxx
Product: Daxx-like protein
Molecular function (GO): histone binding
Source: RefSeq, a predicted model, not a curated record